Messenger RNA from Chinchilla lanigera (long-tailed chinchilla), 1654 nucleotides. It is a transcript of the gene Rem1, whose product is annotated as RAS (RAD and GEM)-like GTP-binding 1. The record is from RefSeq and is a predicted model, not a curated record. The coding region runs from base 391 to 1284 and encodes 297 amino acids. The transcript is spliced from 5 exons. Lineage: Eukaryota; Metazoa; Chordata; Mammalia; Rodentia; Chinchillidae. Gene Ontology annotation, cellular component: plasma membrane. Gene Ontology annotation, molecular function: GTP binding; GTPase activity; calcium channel regulator activity. Gene Ontology annotation, biological process: negative regulation of high voltage-gated calcium channel activity.
GGCGGAUCGCGCUCCUCCCCCGGCUACCCAGUGGGGCGGGACCGGCCUGAGGGGCUGCGCGCAGACCGGGUGGUACAGCCCGGAGCGCCGAGCAGCGGAGGCGGAGGGACCGGGACCCUGCCCACGAAAGCCGGACCCAGCAAACCCCCACCACAAGGAGCUGUGGUGCCUCCCACUGAACAGGAGCGGACUCUGGAGGAAGCUCUCUCAACAGCUCCCAGGAGCUUGUAGAAGAAGGGGCUCAAAGCAGCUGCCUCACUGCCCAUCCAUCUUCUUGGAAGGAAGGAAGGAAGGAAGGAAGGAAGGAAGGAAGGAAGGAAGGGAAGGAGGGAGGGAGGGAGGAAGGAAGAAAGGAAAGGAGGAUCAGUCCAAAGCCCCUUCCCACCAAGGAUGACACUAAACACUCAGCAGGAAGCAAAAACCCCUCUGCGCCGCAGAGCCAGCACUCCACUACCCCUGUCCUCCCAGAGCCGCCAGCCUGGCCGCCUGUGCACAGCAGCCCCCAUGCAGUCCCAGCAUCCCCCACUGGGCCAAUCGGCUUCACUCAACCCUCCAGCCCGGAAACCGUCGCCUGCUCCGGAUAGCUGGUCCUCUGAAUCCAGCGACUCUGAAGGUUCCUGGGAGGCCCUCUACCGCGUGGUGCUGCUUGGAGACCCUGGUGUAGGGAAGACCAGCCUGGCCAGCCUCUUUGCAGGGAGGCAAGAGCGGGACCUCCAUGAACAGCUAGGAGAUGUAUACGAGAAGACCCUCACGGUGGACGGAGAGGACACCACACUGGUGGUCAUGGACACCUGGGAGGCUGAGAAACUGGACACAAGCUGGAGCCGGGAGUCCUGCCUGCAGAUGGGUAGCGCCUAUGUCAUCGUGUACUCCAUCGCAGACCGCGGCAGCUUCGAGAGUGCUUCAGAGCUCCGCAUCCAACUGCGGCGCGCACACCGGGCAGACCACGUGCCCAUUAUCCUCGUGGGCAAUAAGGCAGACCUGGCACGCUGCCGCGAAGUCUCCGUGGAAGAGGGCCGCGCGUGCGCCGUGGUGUUCGACUGCAAGUUCAUCGAGACGUCGGCCGCCUUACAGCACAACGUGGCAGAGCUCUUUGAGGGCGUGGUGCGCCAGCUCCGCCUGCGGCGCCGGGACCAAGCCGCCGAGGAGCCCUCGGACCCGCGCCGUAGGGCCAGCCUCGGCCAGCGCGCUCGUCGCUUCCUGGCUCGCCUGACGGCCCGCAGCGCUCGCCGCCGGGCACUCAAAGCCCGUUCCAAAUCGUGCCACAACCUGGCCGUGCUCUGAAGCCACCUGCCUUUCCUGAGGUGGUGGGACACUGGGAUGCUGUCUGAGCUUCGCUGAAGUUACUGAGGAGCAAGAGCUGCGUGGUGCACAGGCCACACCUCGGGCCCUAUCUGCCGGCUGCCUGAAUGGUGAGAGCAUCACCCAGAGCCAGAGCCCAGAGGACCACUCGGGCUGGGGAAGUGGUGGACAGACCAUGGGCCCAAGCCUGAAGGCGGAUGCGAAGUAGGGUGUUUAUAACGCGGUGGGUGCCUUUUUAUAAAAAUCUCCUUUUUCUCUAGCCUCUGACCUAUGCUCAGAAACCCUCACAAUAAACCAGUCCAGAAGGGUGUCCAGGCUGAAAGCCCAGACUCCUUGGGCUCUCCAGACUCUC